Messenger RNA from Penicillium griseofulvum, 813 nucleotides. RefSeq lists its product as uncharacterized. NCBI's taxonomy places the organism in Eukaryota, Fungi, Ascomycota, Eurotiomycetes, Eurotiales, Aspergillaceae. The record is from RefSeq and is a predicted model, not a curated record. Gene Ontology annotation, cellular component: nucleus; cytoplasm. Gene Ontology annotation, molecular function: protein serine/threonine kinase activity; ATP binding. The transcript has a single exon. The coding region runs from base 1 to 813 and encodes 270 amino acids. Gene Ontology annotation, biological process: protein phosphorylation; mitotic DNA damage checkpoint signaling.
AUGGGUUCCGUGAAAGCUAGUACCGGGAAUGAGACGGAGAUUGGUCAAACCCCACCAUUAGUAAAAUCACUCCAAGACUUAAUCAUAGUUGAGUCGUGGAGCGAUGGAAAGCUGAAAUCCACUACCUUCUACUAUGUUACGGAAGAUGAGGAGGUUUUCUUCGGUCACGCCACAAAGAACAAGCGCGAAAUGGCCAUCGCAGAAUUCAAUUCAUCUCUGCAACGCGUGCAGGAUCAAGACAUCUAUCCAAAGAUACCCACCGAUAUCCACUUAACACUUGCACCAGAAGGGCUGGACGCUUCUUUGGUUCACGUAAAAAGACCAGGCCUACAGUGGUACGACGAUAUGACCGGCACAAACUAUCUCCCCAAAGCCGUUCUUGAUGAGACAAUCGUCAUGGAGCAGAUCUCAAAAUCGCCUCACCAAAACAUAAUUCGAUAUCAUGGCUGCCAUGUGAGACGCGGUUACAUCACGUCGAUUGCUCUCGAGCGGCUUGAGCAAAACCUGACCGAGUACGCCUCGACGUCAGAUUUCCAACAGCUCGAUAAAAUCAAGUUUUUCGAAUCUCUCAAGUCGGCGGUGGAACACCUACACACCUUGGGGCUAGCUCAUAACGACAUCAAUCCUGAUAAUAUUAUGGUGAGGAACGGAUCACCGGUGCUGAUUGACUUUGACUCAUGCCAGCCGUUCGGCAAACGCUUGCAGUCUUUGGGCACGGAGGGUUGGUAUGAAAAGGUGUUUUAUACUUCCGAGAAGGAACAUGACAUAUAUUCUCUCGGCAAAUUACAAGAGUGGCUUCAAGCUGCCAAGUAA